Molecule: messenger RNA, 873 nt
Organism: Rhincodon typus (whale shark)
Lineage: Eukaryota; Metazoa; Chordata; Chondrichthyes; Orectolobiformes; Rhincodontidae
Product: caltractin-like
Exons: 5
Coding region: 3-680 (225 amino acids)
Molecular function (GO): calcium ion binding
Source: RefSeq, a predicted model, not a curated record
UAAUGCCUCCAAAAAAGAAAACCUUUGUCAAGAGAAAGAAGAAAAAGGUCACCAAAAAAGAGCCUCAGCAAACAUCAGUUAAUAACAAGAAUCUUCCAGAGCCUCCUAAAGCUGAUUUUGUACCACCACCCUCUAUGCUGAGGGAAAAGAUACUGGCUUUUCUGCAUGAAUUGAAGGAUAAACAGCAGGAGAUGGCUAAGAGAGAAUUGUCAGACAAAAUUCACCAGGAACUGAUAGCCCAGGACAUAAGGGAUCUCAGGCUAGUGUUUGAUAUCACUGACACAAGGAACGCAGGGUAUCUCAGUACAAAUGAAGUCUGUACAGCGCUGCAGACCCUAGGAUUUCUUGUCAACCAUCAAGAGCUGAGGAAAACAAUGAGGAAUUUGAGAAUGUUGAAAGAAGAGAGAGUAAGUUUCUCUGAUUUCCUUCAGAUUGUAAUGGAGCACCAGGGAGAUUCCAGAGACACUUACGAGGAGAUUAAACUGGGAUUUAGUCUCUUUGACUGCGAUGGUGAUGGAAAGAUUACUUUUGACAAUCUCAAAGAUGCUUGUAAAUCUGCAGGUGUCUACUUUUCACACCAGGACUUGCAGGAGAUGAUCAAGAAAGUGGACAAGAAUGGUGAUGGUACAGUUGACAUAGAAGAGUUCAUCAAUCUCAUGCUACAAACAAACUUGUUCUGACUGGUGAACCACCUGGGCAUUUUCAUUCUGCUGGCAUGCUCACUCCCAUGCAAUUUUUAACCAUUUCUCUUUCUAUCUACCUGAGGAUAAACUAGAAAGGACACAGUUAUUUUCAAAAUACAAAUAAAAACUUCACACCUUGUGGCUAGUAAUGCUGCCUCACAGCACCAGCGACCUGGGUUUGAUCCCAGCC